GCUACUUUACGUGACGUUGUGUGGGUUUACGUUUGAUGUGGCUGUUGUUGCUGUUUAGUAAUUUCUCGUAUAAGUUUUUGAGUUGUUUUGCUUCAUAUAAGUUCCAGGCAACAACAUGGAGAAGAUAGACAUGAGUUUAGAUGAUAUCAUUAAAUUGAACAGAAAAGUGAAGAAGAAAUCAAUAGCCCAGAAAAAAAAAGCGACUGCUAUUAAGAAACCGGGUUUCAAAACUCAGGGCAAGAUUGGCGCACUUCGAUCAAAGUAUGCAACAAAAGGAGGUGGCGUGUCAACAAAGAAACUAGGACAAUCCCAGUCUAAUUUUAGCUACCAGACUUCAACAAGGCAAAGUAUAAAGAAAGCUAAAUUGGCAGCACUAAGGGCUAAGGCUAAGCAAAGAACACAACAGGCUGCCCAGGCACAGUUACAGAGACAGGGUACAGCAAGACAGUCACUGCUGGCCCAACGCAGGGGAAUACAGGCUCAGGUAAAACAAUUGCAGUCCAAAGCAAAGAAGCUUCAAAAUUUGGUUGAAAAACAACAGCAACAGAUACAAACACAGCAACAGUUUGUUCCAGAAACCAGAAGGAAAAAGAGAAAUCGAAGAUUUGUCCGACAGCCAUACCAGCCCACCAGUAAUCCAAAUAAAGCAUUCCAAACACAACAGAAUUUUGCACAACAGCAGCAACAGACAGUUCAGGGACAGAAAAAGAAAAGAAAUCGAAGAUUUGUUCGCCAACCACAACAUCAAAUGAAUAAUCAACUUAGUACAUUUCAAACACAGGGUCCUCAACAACUAUCAAGGCGGCAACGGCAGAAACAGAGGCGCCAACAGCUGCAACAACAGAGCUGGCCACAGCAGAAUCAGGGAUGGCAACAAGAAGUGAAUGCACAGAAAUCAAGAAGAGGAAGGCGAUUUAACAGACGGAAAGGUAACAAUGGGAACAUGCCAGCCCCUUCAGGGUCUCAACUGACAGUUUCCUUUAACAGAAGCAAUAGGCCUAUGCAACAGUCACGUCAACAGAUGAAUUAUGCUGGAAACCCAAGUGAUCAUUUUGGUUAUGCGCAGCAACAGUUACACACAUUUCAGCAGCAAAAUAGGAACAACUCAUAUCAACAGCAGAGUAAUAGACAGAGAGGCUAUGGUGGGAGAGGUAGACGUGGCCGGCGAGGUGGACGAGGCGGCCGAGGUGGACAGACUUCCAGGACAGUUGUGAUGGCCUAGCUAUUUUUUGCACUGGAUACCUAUUUUUAUAGAUGAACUGUUUGUCACCUGUGUACACAUCUUAUUAAGAUGACUCGCUGCUUUGUUUGGAUUUUCAAUAAAUUGAAGUAGCUCCAGUCACUUAGGAUUCCAGUACUAUAGUUGAUUGUUUUUUGUGUCAAGGUGUGAAACUACAUAGGUGAAUAUGAGACCUGUUCAUCUAUUUUAGAUGAUAAAUGUACUGGUAAAAUGUUGUUUAUCUUAUCUAUUUUCAACUUACUGGAUAUAUUCUUCAUUGAAAAAUCAUACUUUUGCAUUUUGCUUUGGCAGACUACACAAAUUUUAAUAUAUAUAAAACAUUUUUUUAACUUGUUUAUAUUUUAUUAUUUAUUAUUAAAAUUUGCUGACUAUCAAUUUAACUUUGAGUUAGUAUAUUUCCUAUUAUUGGUUAUGUGUAAGGCUUAGUUUUGCUGUUUGUAUUUUUUGAUUCGUUGUUAACUUAAGAUAAAUUGUUGAAUUUUAAAAUUUUUUUUGUGCAACUAAACUUCAGAAAUUAAAAUGUCAAGUUCAAAUUAAGAUAAAGUCUUCUUUUUUUCAGUUUUCAUUGAGUUUAUAUACUGUAUGUGAAAGGCAAAUGUUUUAAUAAUACAUUUUGACGUUUAUAUUUUAAAUAACUUAGACUGCAAACUAUAUAACAAUAAUUUUAUAAGUCUGAAUUUUGACUAUUCAAGCAUCUUGAUUAAUGUGUUAUUAUUUUUUCACUAAAAAAUGUCACUGAAAGAGUGAUGUUUUGUAAAAUUGUGUAGCUAUUUGUAUUUUAUUGUUUUUGUACCUGUAUACAUACAGAAUGGGGUAUAAUCACAUUGACUAUAAAAUUGCAUCCAUUAAAGGUAUAGAGGGUGGUGUUGAUGUGAUAUAAAAAAGUAUAGUUUUUAGAGACCAGUUUGGCCAUUACUAAUGCUAGUUUUUAUACUUGUAUAUGUGUGGUUAUAAAUGGAUGUCCUAAAUAUAUCAGCAUGGGCAUUAGUAAUGGUUUUGCCUUGAAAAUACCUAUCAUUCAGUCAUAGAUACAUUUUGUUUUGUUUCCUUUUAAGAGUAUUAUGAAUUUGUGUGUAACUGAAAAGCAAUGUAUUUGUGUUUUGGAAUUUAGAUUAUAGUUUGAAUUAAUUUAUUUUGCUUGGAAUUUAAGAAACAUGUAAAUAAGCUUGAUCAAUAAAUAAUGUUGAUUA
Anneissia japonica is the source of this 2430-nucleotide messenger RNA. Its product is annotated as putative mediator of RNA polymerase II transcription subunit 12. The record is from RefSeq and is a predicted model, not a curated record. Bases 116 to 1222 code for a protein of 368 amino acids. The transcript is spliced from 6 exons. Lineage: Eukaryota; Metazoa; Echinodermata; Crinoidea; Comatulida; Comatulidae.